This is a messenger RNA of Corythoichthys intestinalis (scribbled pipefish), 7846 nucleotides long. Its product is annotated as E3 ubiquitin-protein ligase TRIM35-like. Gene Ontology annotation, biological process: protein ubiquitination. Gene Ontology annotation, molecular function: zinc ion binding; ubiquitin protein ligase activity. The transcript is spliced from 2 exons. The record is from RefSeq and is a predicted model, not a curated record. Gene Ontology annotation, cellular component: cytoplasm. NCBI's taxonomy places the organism in Eukaryota, Metazoa, Chordata, Actinopteri, Syngnathiformes, Syngnathidae. Bases 343 to 1497 code for a protein of 384 amino acids.
CAGGCGCUGAGGAAAAGUCCAGGAAGAGCAGGCGGACGUACGAGUUUCUGCGCUCCAAAUCGGUAAAGGCUGUGUAGACCACCGAUGAGAUGUCAUCAUCUGUGGAGCGGUUUUUCCUGUACAAGUAUUGGUGAGGAUCCACAGUGACAUCGAUAGAGUCCUUGAUGUGGGCCAUCACCAGCCUCUUGAAGCACUUCAUGACUACCUGUCACUACGGAGCUCUUAGGGACAGGGAUAAUUGUGGCAGUCUUUUGACAGGAAUAAAGCCAAGUUCUGAAGGCAGUUGUUUGUAUUUGUGGGAUAAACAAGACAGUAUCACCGCAUUGUAUCUUCGCAAGGACCAUGGCUGAAAGAGCCGAGGAGGACAUUUGCAUCUUGCACAACGAGAAACUGACACUCUUCUGCGUAGACCACCACGAGUCCGUGUGCCUCAUCUGCAAAAAAUCGGAAGUCCACGCCGGCCACAAGUUUCGCCCUCUUGAUAAAGUUGCGCAGGGCGACCGAAAGAUAAUCCAGGAUUCCCUGCAGUUGGCGCGGAAACGACUGGAAAAUUCUAUUGAGGUUAGAGACAACUGCAUUGAACAAGCGGCCUACAUCAAGGUCCAAAGGGAGCGGAUUGACAGCAAAAUUAAGAAGGAUUUUGAAGAGCUUCAACAUUUCCUGCUGGUUGAUCAGGAGGCCAAGCUAUCUGCGGUGAGAGAGGAAGAACACAUGAAGAGCAAGAUGAUCAGGGAGAAGAUCGAGGCUGUCAGCAGAGACAUCGCCGCUCUCUCACACGUGAUCAAAAGCACAGAGGAUCAGCUUAUGUCUCACCACGCUUCCUUCGUGAAGAACUUCCAGACCACAAUGACGACAAUCCGAGAGCUGCCCAUUAGGUCCGAGCGGCUCCGAGGCGUUCUGCUGGAUGAAGUCAAACAUGUGGGCAACCUCAAGUUCACAGUGUGGGAACGUAUGAAGGAGAUCGCCCCGUAUAGUCCCGUGAUUCUUGACCCAAACACAGCCCGUCCGGAACUCGGUCUGUUUGAAGAUCUGACCGGGGUGAGUUUGACAGAAGGACAGCAGCGUCCAAAGAAUCCAGAGAGGUUUAAGUGGAGUACUGUGCUCGGCUCUGCUUUGACCAUGGGAACACACGUGUGGGAUGUUGAGUUGGGAGGGAACACACACUGGGUACUCGGGGUUAUAUGGGGGGAUACUUGUUUGCAAGAGAGCACACACACAUUGCUCAUAGGAUGUUGCGAUGAUAAAUACCUGAUCUUUGAUGGCCCAUACGGAUCUUGGAAUCCUCCCGUAAAACUGCAGAGGAUCCAGAUCCGUGUGGACACGAACAAAAGAUCAGUUUCAUUCUCUGAAUCGCUUACAAACACCGAAUUAGGCACAAAGCAGAACCCUUCUAAUUGGCCAGAUUUGGCUGGUAAUGCCAAAGCCUAUCCUUACUUUUACACGACGGAUAAAAUUCCUUUGAAAAUAGUACAGCUUCUACCUUGUGUUACUGCAUAAUAGGGCUGAAACUAACGAUUAUUUUUUAAAUUGAUUGAACGGAUGAUUAAACAGUUAAUUGGCUAAAUUACCUUCACAAUUUAACUUGAAGUUGUUUUAGGCAUGUUGUAAGAAACAAUGAAGACAAAAUGGAUGACUUAAAAAAUAUUUUAAUUAGGGCUGUCAAAAUUAUCGCGUUUACGGGAGGUCUUUUUUUUUUUUUUUUAAAUCAAAUAUCGAGAAUAAAGAGGGAAAACAUAACUACUGUUGUGUAUCCCAAAGUAGCGAAGUAAGAGUAGUGGUUUUUUCUUCAUGAAUCUACUCAAGUAAAAGGAACGGACUACAUGGAACGCGUCAUUACCCACCUCUGACGUUAACGUAUACAUGCUAAUCGUUUGUGUGGAUGGUUAUUGCUGUAUCAGCAGCUAAUUAUAAACGCUAAUUUGAAUUGCUGUUCUUGAAGAUGAAACUGAUUUAAUUUCAUUUUUAAUGUUGAUUUCAUUAACGGCUGAACGUUGUCAGCAAACCACACCGAAGUCUGACAUUGUCAUUUUUUUAGCUUAGCUUGCUGUUUAUCUAGGACUUAGCUCCAACAUCUUGGCAAGGACAGUACAAUGAUGUAUAAUACUAGGGCUGUCAAAAUUAGCGCGUUAACGGGCGGUAAUUAAUUUUUUAAAUUAAUCACGUUAAAAUAUUUGAGGCAAUCAACGCACAUGCCCCGCUCAAACAGAUUAAAAUGACAGCACAGGGUCAUAUGCACUUGCUACUUGUGUUUUUUUCACCCUCUGCUGGCGCUUGGGUGCGACUGAUUUUAUGGGUUCAGCACCAUGAGAAUUGUGUAAUUAUUGACAUCAACAAUGGCGAGCUACUAGUUUAUUUUUUGAUUGAAAAUUUUAAAAAUUUUAUUAAAAUGAAAACGUUAAGAGGGGUUUUAAUAUAAAAUUUCUAUAACUCGUGCUAACAUUUAUCUUUUAAGAACUACAAGUCUUUCUAUCCAUGGAUCCCUUUAACAGAAUAUGUUAAUGCCAUCUUGUUGAUUUAUUGUUAUAAUAAACAAAUACAGUACUUAUGUACAGUAUGUUGAAUAUAUAUAUCCGUCUUGUGUGUUAUCUUUCCAUUCCAACAAUAAUUUACAGAAAAAUAUGGCAUAUUUUGUAGAUGGUUUGAAUUGCGAUUAAUCACGAUUAAUUAAUUUUUAAACUGUGUUUAACCCGAUUAAAAAUUUUAAUCGUUUGACAGCCCUAAUUUUAAUACAGCUUUCUGACUUAAAGUGCCUAUGACAGCAAAAAGCAUGUUUAUUUGAUAUUUCACGUGGUAUUUCAUGUUCCUGAAUGAAAUGGACCGCUUGGAUGUGUGUGGAAGCGAUAGUUUUAUUUAUUCAAUUUUUUAAAUCCUGCACCAUAAAAAUGAGUGACUUCCGGCUCCAGUCUCAGGUUGAGGAUGAAUGCAAAUGUGACGUCACCCGGGUCAGCAUCUCACAAUACAGCAUUGCUUUAUAGCAUGCAGAUGGACUGCAGAUUAGGUUGAUUUUAUGGAUUAAUUUCUUUAUUUUUCGCAUCACGUCCGCCAAAUUUGCUGAUGGGUUUUGUUGCUGCACCAGGGAUAGGCGUGUGAGCCUUUUUGGGUUUCAAAAAAUUCCCAUUUAGCCCGAGAUUGGCCAAAACAAGUCCAACAACUGGGGGACCGCUGGACUUACGAGGACGUGAGUAAACAUCGUGUUUUGUAUUAUGUCAAAUACUGGGAUCAUGGCACGCGUUUUAAUACGGAAGAGGCUUGCAUUUUGUGGCUGACAAUGCUCCUUGUCCACUGAGAAUGCCACUCGGCCAAUGACCGGCGGCUUGUCGCACACCCGAGCCGGUCCUCUUCGCGUGCCCGCCAGGAGAGCACUAUACUUGGCUUAUGCUAGUGCGGUUCUCUAUAUCAUCCAGACUUCCAGCCUCCUCUGCCCUCGUCGUGUGCCUGGCAAUAGACCACUAUUCUCGGGUUGAGCUCGGGCAGCUACGCGGUCCUCCGACGUCGGCCUGUUUGUUCGGUGGUCAUUCUCCAGCUGCUUCCAUGGCAAACGAGCUCUCUUUCUCACAGCAGGGGAACGACGAGCUGUAACUUGCUCGCCUCCGGGGGUUGCCGAUCCAUGAAGACAAUCGACAACUCCGCCGCCGUGUGAGAUGAUCCGGGGUAGUUAUGUGUGAUUUUUUUGCUUCAAAAGGUGACAAUAAGAUUUGGAAACACCGCUCUGUUCAGGUUACCAUGUCGGCUAGCUGUCACGCCUCCUGAUUUGUUUACGCUCUCUGAAGCCGGGGGAGGGAAAUGACAAAAGCCGGACUAACUCCGGUAGCAUAAAAUAUCGUUCGGGAGGUGCAACAAGUCGACAGCUUUAACCAUUAUGGAGUAAUUUUGCCCUGUCGUAUUGAAUAAAAGCAUUAUUAAUAUUUCAUAUUCAAUUUAGCACAAGACUGUUAUUUGUCAUCACCAUACCAUUUAUUUAGCAAUUGGCGAAAAAUACUUAGAUAAAAAAAAAAUAUCCUGUAAAAAUUGUUGAGUAGAGAGAUUGAAACAAUGACAUUUUGCUGCUCUUCGUCGCAUUUUCCUCAUUCUGAAUAAUUUCCCCUAAAUGGGCUGAAUUCCAAAUCAGAUGAAAUAGUGACCCUGCCGAUGUCAUCCACCAGCUGGAGACGCUAGAGCGCUAUAAUGACAGGCAGGGACUUUCUCGUCAUCUGCGCUUUGCCAAAUUGUUGUAUAUAGUCAGAUCGUCUCAAAAUAUGAUUCUAACUCACAUAAUAACGCUAUUUAUGAUUUUUUUAUGCUGUCACAGACACUUUAACUGUAGUCUACAACUGUACUUUUUAGGUACACAAAAUGUACUAAAGUUUUUAAUAAAGGUUCUGAGUACAAAACAUAAAAAUAAUUUCUCGGUACACAAAUUAAGGAAAAACAUUGCAAUAAAAUAAUACAAACUGGUUAAACUAAACUGAGAGCUGUCAUGCCAGAACAUCGCUUCAAUGAUAUCUGGUUACAUCUAGCGUCGUGAAUGGGGAGAGUAGCUGAGAUCUGUCACAACAGAACAUCGCUUCAAUGAUAUCUGGCGUCAUCUAGCGUCGUGAAUGGGUAUAAUGUCUAGAACGCGAAUAUAAGACAACCCCCUCUUUUUCAGUCUUAUUUCAAUGCAAAAAACACCAUCUUAUAUUCGGGCCAAUACGGUAUUUUAAAAUGUGAUUCUACAAGAGCCAUACAGUGUGUGUCUAUGUGUAUGUUUAUGUAUAAAAACACACUGUAGAUUCGAUGUUCUUUUGCCAGCUUGUCCGAGUCAGUUUUGUAAGCACUGUGUCUUUCGUGAACGCAUUUGAAUGCAUUACAUGGGAGGCUAAGGUUGGUCAAGCUCUGCUUUUACGAGAACUCGCCGAGUUGCGAUUGAAAUAAAUCUUGAGAAAACGACAAAGAAAGUCUAACAUCGUUACUUGUGUUGUUACAAUAGUUGCGCAGUUGUGCACUCACCACAAGGAAAAUAACAAAUAGAAACAUGGUGUGGUGGCGCGGAAAUUUCCUGGAAGUGGAAACCACAAUCGGGGACGAUCAGGGUGACGUGUGCAUAACAGUGGCCGAGACAGGUCUGGGUCGUUUUGUGAGUCUCGCUCAAUUUGACAGUCCAAAAAGUCACAAAAGCACGCCUGUGUUUAAGGUAACACGCGGUUCCCUUUCGGGGUUUAAUUUUCCCCAAUGUAUUUUUUUUUAUAUACUCCAGUUCGCUCGGCAUUGACUCGGCAUUCACCCGCGUGGUGACUUAACACAUGAGGUGAUCUCGCCCAUCUCCGCGCGACCUGACUUGGAGCAUAUUUUUGCGACGUACAAUUGAAGUGUCAAAGAUUAUUUUGUGAAUGUGCCAUCAGCUCAUCAUAGCUGGUUCAUGUCAAGCGAGCCGGCCUGUUCCACAUUUAAGAGGAUGGGUUGGUAAUUCCUCGUGAAACAUAAGUUCCCGACCCCUGCUCAAAGUUGUUAUAUGAAUGGGUUUAUGUGUGUGGUUUCUGUAUAUAAAUAAAUGAGACAACUUUGCUGACAAUAGCUCAAAAGCUAAUAUGGUUCUCCAAAACACAAUACAAACGGACACUUAAGACACUGAUCAGCAUAAUCUUUAACUAGCUUAGCGCUCCGUACUAAGUAGUAACGUCUCAUCAACAAAGAAUACGUACAAAACAAUUGGCUUCAUUUAUUCACUUCUGGCAGAGGCACGCUGGAUCUAACAACACAAAAGACAAUCUAACUCUUAACAUUUGAGUGUGGCAGUGAACUCUCUCUCUCAAUCUAAUCACUGGCGCGCGUGCAGCCUUAUACCAGUAAUACACUGCUAGCCAAAAGUAUUGGCACCUCUGCAAUUCUGUCAGAUAAUACUCAAUUUCUCCCAGAUAAUGAUUGCAAUUACAAAUGCUUUGGCAGUAAUAUCUUAAUUUAUUUUGCUUAAAAUGAAAAAAACAAAAGAGAAUGAAAAAAAAUUAAAUCGUUAUCAUUUUACAUUAAACUCCAAAAAUGGGCAAGGCAAAAGCAUUAGCACCCUCAGCCUAAUACUUGGUAGCACAACCUUUACUAGGGGUGUAACGGUACACAAAAAUCUCGGUUCGGUACGUAUCUCGGUUUUGAGGACACGGUUCGGUUCAUUUUCGGUACAGUAAGAAAACAAAAUGCAAAAUAUAAAUGUGCAAGUUGUUUAUUACACACUUUUGUGAUUUCAACAAUAGGAACAUUAGCCUAUACAAAGCUAGAAUUCUGCUCAAAAAGUAGCGGGUAUUUAAAGAUAAUCCAACAACAAUUUGCCUUUCAGACCCCGCGUAUUGGUCAGCUUUCUUUCUGAAAGAAAGAAGAAAAAAGAAGUCCUGUGCUAAAGAGAAAAGCAAUCCCAAUGACAAAGAUUUUAACACGUAUUUUCCAAAUGAAAUGCCUCAAUGAAUCUUUUUUUUUUCUUAUGAACGGUUUUCAAAAGCUUUAUUGGUGGAUUUUCUCAAGUUAAAGCACCACACAGAAAUGAAUAAAUUGAAUUCUGUAAGCCGGAUCUGUGUAUUAUUCUUAUUAUUUAAUUACAGGUGUUUUAGCCCAUUUCAAUUUAUUUUAUUUAAAUGGGCUAUUAUUUAUUUAAUUAUGUGUUUAUAUUUUCCAGAUGUGAUGUAGUCUUCAUUUAUAUUGUAUAUUUUAUGUUGUAUAACUUUAGUUCCAAUGUGAAUAUUAGUUCCUACUUGUUUUGUUGUGGUAGGAGGGUUUUGUAUUGAACACGGGGCCGUGUUGGUUAUUAUCAUAGCAGAGAAGACAGCAGUAAAUCAACAAAGACAAGUCAACUGUGCCCCGAUCUACCACUCAAGAGAUCUGAUCGACUCAAAAAGUGGGUUACGAUUGCAUAUUAGUUUGAAAAUCGACCGGAUCCACAGUAUUUUUACACGAGUGACUUCCGGUCUGCCCGAUUCUAGCUACCGGUAGUAGUAUUGACGCAGGAGGGUCACGUCUCGCGUCAAAAUAUACUCAAAUAACUCAGCCGUUCUUUUCGCGUUCGUCGUGCUGAGCCGCUUCUGGGACGCGUCUAACAUGCAGCCGCACUGCGACUGGUGUGCAUUGGCUGAUUGACUUAAACGCCUGCGUUUCACUGCGUUCUCGCGGCGGCCACGUUGUCGCUCCAUUGACGUUUCUGGGUUAUACUGUCAUACCGUGUUGGUCCUCAUUAUAGAAGAGAAGACGGAGUAAAUAUAAUCUAAACAAAGAAACUGUAACCCGAUCGACUCACAGCCUCGAAAAGUAAGGGUUACAUUACGUCAGAAACUCGUUCGGUACGCCUCCGUUCCGAACCGAGCACCGGGUACCGAAACGGUUCAAUACAAAUACAUGUACCGUUACACCCUUAACCUUUACACAAAAUAACUGCGAACAACUGCCUCCGGUAUCAAUCAGUGAGUUUCUUACAAUUCUCUGCUGGAAUUUUAGACCAUUCUUCUUCAACCAACUGCUCCAGGUUUCUGAGAUUUGAAGAGUGCCUCCUCCAAACUUCCAUUUUCAGAUCUCUCCACAGGUGUUCUAUGAGAUUCGUGUCUGGAUUCAUUGCUGGCCACUUUAGAAGUCUCCAGUGCUUUCUCGCAAACCAUUUUCUAGUACUUUUUUAGGUGUGUUUUGGGACACUGUCCUGCUGGACCCAUGACCUCAAUUAUAAUGUAUUGAAUCGGGUUGUAAUGUGGCGGUUGUGUUUUGCAUGCUGUUCCUGAAUGCAGUGUGUGACUGACCAAUUGCGGACGGUGCGGAAGAGUUUUUACUUUCUCUUUUCAUGUUUUUGUUGGCGUCGGCUACGGCGGACAGUAGUCAUGUUGUGCUGAACAAGUUCUGAAAAAAAUUAUUAAAAACGUGA